Molecule: messenger RNA, 2010 nt
Organism: Andrographis paniculata
Lineage: Eukaryota; Viridiplantae; Streptophyta; Magnoliopsida; Lamiales; Acanthaceae
Product: mitochondrial import inner membrane translocase subunit TIM50
Exons: 11
Coding region: 275-1339 (354 amino acids)
Molecular function (GO): phosphoprotein phosphatase activity
Source: RefSeq, a predicted model, not a curated record
CUAAAAUAGCGCUUUCAAGAAAUUUCAGUUGCAGCCUGCAAGCUCGGUCUUUCUCCUCCUCCUUGUUCCCGACUCCCACCGCCGACCUCCGUCCAUUUCGGCUGUCUUGUCAUCGUGCCCUCCUCUCUGCUUCGGCCUCUGUCUCCAUCUCCGCAUCCGACUACAUUGAGCACGGUCGUUGCUCCGUCCGCCUCUGCCGACCUGCUCGCUCGCUGGUCUGCCUCCUCCAAUCCAAUACUAGUCCCGAAGCUUGGCACUGAUUGAAGAGCCAGUGAUGUCCACAUUAAUCCGAUCUCGACCGCAUCUGUUCUCAAUCCUGACGAGGAAUAACCGCCGACUUUCCUCAAAUUUGGCCACUGAACCACCGAAGGAAUCUAUCAUUUCUGACUCAAUCCUCCGUGAUCAGCCUCCACCAAGCGCCCCCCCGCCACCGGUUGCAGAGAAGAAUUCAUGGGGUUUUCUCAAGUAUGGCCUCAUUGCAACAUUGACUGGUGGCGUUGCAACUGCAGGUUAUGCUACCUAUGCAUAUUCAUCGGAUGAGAUUGAUCAGAAGACUAAAGCACUUCGUGCAUCUGCUAGUUACUCUGUUGGGGAAGAUGCAUCUUCUUUUGAUAAAUUUAAAGCCUAUCUUCAAGCUACUGCAAUGACAGUCCCUGCCAAAUUAGUUGAUGCGUAUCUUGAUUUGAGGACAUGGACUGAAGAACAAGUUCGGGGUUUUACUGAACCAACAUCAGAUAAGCUCCUGCCAGAUUUGCAUCCUUUGGAGCAGCAUGCGUUUACCCUUGUUCUUGAUUUGAAUGAGACAUUGAUAUAUUCUGACUGGAAGCGUGAUAGAGGAUGGAGGACAUUCAAGAGACCUGGUGUGGAUGCUUUUCUAGAGCACUUAGCUCAAUUUUAUGAAAUCGUAGUAUAUUCUGAUCAGCUAAGUAUGUAUGUUGAUCCUGUUGUUGAGAGAUUGGACCCGAAGCACUGUAUCCGAUAUCGGCUUUCAAGGGGGGCAACUAGAUAUAUAGAUGGAAAACACUAUAGGGACCUUUCAAAACUGAACAGAGAUCCAGCAAAGGUUUUAUAUAUUAGUGGUCAUGCACUAGAAAGUAGCCUUCAGCCUGAAAAUAGCGUCCCAUUAAAACCAUGGCAGGGGGAAGGAGAUGACACUGCACUUUUAGAUCUUAUUCCAUUCCUAGAAUAUGUUGCCAAACACCGACCUGCUGAUAUUCGAAGUGUUCUAGCUUCAUAUCAAGGCCAUGAUAUUGCAAAAGAGUUCAUUGAGCGAUCCAAAGAACAUCAAAGGAGGAUGCAAGAGCAAAAACAGCAGGGACGUAGCCUUUGGAGACGCUAGACAAGUAUCAAAGAAAUCCAGUUGAGAGAAAAUACGGGCAUAUGUUUCAGUCGCAAGUAUUCUCCUAGGCUUCCCAUAUUGAUGAACAAAAAGUCUUUUAUACGCCACAUAUUCUAUCCAUUUAUAGCGUGUUAUCGAUCGAUGGAUCACUGUCUUGUUACUCAGUUAGCAAUAAUUCUCGGAUCCAGCCAGCAUUUUCCCAAUAGGCCGGAAAGUGGUGGAUAAAUUUUGCAAAGCAUGUCCUGUCCCGGUCGUAAAGUUUUUCCAAGAAAUAUAUGAUUGUCCCUUUACACUGCUACACCAUUGUAUUCAUUAUUUUAGAGGUUCUCUGUGAUGAGGUUUUUAGUUUGGGAACCCUUUUUUAUGUGAGAACAUAUUAUAUACUAUUUUAAGUACAAGUAAUGUCUGGUAGGUAAGACCGAGUCUACUCAUCGCAUCAACUCGGCCACAGGCCUGGUCGUUUAACAACGGGAACAACCAGCAAAGGAUCCUGCCGUCUAGCCGUGACGCUCGGCUUCUUGCCGGGUCUCUGCUGGUCGCCAAUGACUUCUCAUUUACGAGUCCAUUCUCAAACAACAAUCAGACAAUGCUUAUGGGACGAAAACUUUUUUGAGUGCAUGUAAGAUGAUCUCUUUUGUAUUCACACAAAGCUUUUCUUAUUUAAUCCGUCA